AUGAUUGGAAAAAUAGUUGUUUCAGGAAUAUCCCUGAUUCUUGUUGUCGGCGUAGUCAUCGGAGUUGUGGCUGCUGUCAACCGUAGUGGUGACAGUUCUCAAAACACUGAUGCUUUGUCACCACAAAUGAAGGCUGUUACACAACUAUGCCAGCCUACUAAUUACAAGGAGACUUGCACCAAGGUUCUCGGUUCUGCCAACAGUACUGAUCCUAAGGCGUUGAUCAAGGCAGGAGUUUUAGCUAUCUCGGAUUCCUUAACGAAAUCCAUGAACUUGAGUGAGGAUCUUGUAGGAAAUGCUGGUAGUAGUGAGCCCCGUACGAAACUUGCCCUGGAUGAUUGUAAUAUAUUGCUGAAAAAUGCCUCCGAUGAGCUGCAAGAUAUUCUUGCAAAGAUGUCUGAUAACGACUUGAAAAACAUAGCUGAACGCGCCGAUGAUUUUCGUAUUUGGUUGAGUUCUAUCAUCUCCUACCAAGAAUUGUGUAUUGAUGGAUUUGACCAUGAUGGCGACCUGAAAUCUAAAGUGCAAAACAGUACGAACUAUGGUAGUGAACUAACAGAUAAUGUCCUGACUAUUCUUGGUGGGAUUUCAGACAUUCUGCAAAACUUUGGUCUCCAGCUUAACCUUCCCAACAUCAAUUCUCGUCGGCUCCUUGGUGCUGAUGGGUACCCAACUUGGUUAUCUGCUGCUGAUCGUAAGCUCUUGGCCGUCGGAAACGCUGGCAAGGCUGCACCAAAUGCGGUGGUUGCCCUAGAUGGAAGUGGGCAAUUCAAGUCCAUUAAUGCGGCUAUUAACUCAAGACCCAAAGGCCAAAAUGGUCGAUUUGUUAUUUAUGUUAAGGCAGGAAUCUAUAACGAGGCCGUAGUGGUGCCAAAGACUCAAGCUAAUAUUCUCAUGUAUGGCGAUGGACCAAGGAGGACCAUUGUCACAGGAAAGAAGAGCUUCACUAGUGGUGUAAACACCUGGAACACUGCUUCCUUCGUGGUUGAAGCACCAGGGUUCAUCUGUAAGGGGAUGGGAUUCCAGAACACUGCAGGUCCUGAUGGUCACCAAGCCGUUGCCAUCCGAGUUAACUCUGAUCUGUCAGUGUUCCAUAACUGCAGGUUUGAUGGGUAUCAAGAUACAUUAUUGUACCAAGCCGGGCGCCAAUUCUACCGCAACUGUGUCAUUUCAGGCACCAUUGAUUUCCUCUUCGGUUACGGCGCAGCUGUGAUCCAGAACUCAUUGAUCAUAGUCAGGAAGCCUAAUCCAAACCAAUUCAACACAGUGACAGCAGAUGGCAAGAAGGAAAAGGGGCAAACCACUGGACUUGUUAUCCACAACUGCAGAAUUGUACCUGAGGCAAAGCUUGUCCCUGAGAGGCUCACUGUGAAAACAUACUUGGGCAGGCCCUGGAAGCAAUUCUCGACAACUGUAGUUAUGGAGUCACAAUUAGGAGAUUUGAUUCAACCAGAUGGCUGGAUGCCAUGGGCUGGAAGCCAAUUCCUUGACACUUUGUUCUAUGCUGAGUACGCAAAUACUGGACCUGGUGCCAAUACUGCUAGGAGGGUGAAGUGGAAGACACUUCAUUUCCUUAACAAGAAUGAAGCUCAAAGAUUCACUGUUGGAACAUUCCUGGCCGGCGCCGGUCAAUGGAUCGGAGGCGCUGGAGUUCCUUUCUUGCUUGGAUUUCGGGCAUAG
Molecule: messenger RNA, 1680 nt
Organism: Hevea brasiliensis (rubber tree)
Lineage: Eukaryota; Viridiplantae; Streptophyta; Magnoliopsida; Malpighiales; Euphorbiaceae
Product: pectinesterase
Exons: 2
Coding region: 1-1680 (559 amino acids)
Biological process (GO): cell wall modification
Molecular function (GO): pectinesterase inhibitor activity; pectinesterase activity
Source: RefSeq, a predicted model, not a curated record